Messenger RNA from Gymnodraco acuticeps, 2378 nucleotides. Its product is annotated as zinc finger protein 708-like. The transcript has 3 exons. Gene Ontology annotation, molecular function: RNA polymerase II cis-regulatory region sequence-specific DNA binding; DNA-binding transcription factor activity, RNA polymerase II-specific. The record is from RefSeq and is a predicted model, not a curated record. Gene Ontology annotation, cellular component: nucleus. Bases 391 to 1533 code for a protein of 380 amino acids. Gene Ontology annotation, biological process: regulation of transcription by RNA polymerase II; central nervous system development. NCBI's taxonomy places the organism in Eukaryota, Metazoa, Chordata, Actinopteri, Perciformes, Bathydraconidae.
AUGCAUUGCGGCCGUUCGUUUCUAGCUUCCGGUCCUCAGAAGCUACACGUUGCUAACAGACGUUGAUGCAGAUGUUAUACCGAAUGUAAUGUGUUUAAGAGACUUUUAAAACACAUACAAUGAGCUAGUUUAUCCUUGGACGGUGAUUUAUCCGUGCUUUUGUCCGUUAAACCGUGUUUUUGUUGCCUCCCGUUCUUUGUUCGUAGCUUUGUAUACCACGUGGCUGAUCGGUAAACACAAGUAAAGGCAUUAAAGGGAGAUUAGUGUGUUUUAACGGCAGUGUUUUAUCAAGGAGAAGAAAGACUGAGGAACCAGGACGAAGAGGAGAGAGAGCUGUAGUUGUGUUGAUUAUUUCAGAGACACAGCCGGAGAAGGAGCACUGAGAGCAGCAUGGAGGAGAAUAAAAAGACCCCUGGAGCUCAGAAACUGAAAGGAAGGGAAAGACGUCACGGCUGUCAGCAAUGUGAAAAAUACUUUACAACAUCUGCACAUUUAAAGUGCCACCUGCAUAUUCAUACAGGAGAACAACCGUACAGCUAUGACGAGUGUGGGAAAACAUUCAGGGAAUCAGGUAAUCGAAAAAAACAUAAACGUAUUCACACUGGAGAAAAGCCGUACAGCUGUGAAGAGUGUGGGAAAAAUUUCACUGCAUCAGGUGAUCUCCAAAAACAUGAACGUAUUCAUACAGGAGAAAAACCGUACAGCUGUGAGUUGUGUGGGAAGACAUUCAGGGAAUCGGGUAAUCUAAAAAAACAUAAACGUAUUCACACUGGAGAAAAACCGUACAGCUGUGAAGACUGUGGGACAACGUUCAAGACAUCAACUGAACUCAAAUCACAUCAACGUAUUCACACUGGAGAAAGACCGUACAGCUGUGAAGAGUGUGGGAAGACAUUCACGGAAUCGGGUAAUCUAAAAAAACAUCAACGUAUUCACACUGGAGAAAAACCGUACAGUUGUGAAGAGUGUGGGAAGACAUUCACGGAAUCGGGUAAUCUAAAAAAACAUCAAUUUAUUCACACCGGAGAAAAACCGUACAGCUGUGAAGAGUGUGGGACAACAUUCACUCAAUCAGGUGAUCUCCGAAAACAUCAACGUAUUCAUACUGGAGAAAAACCGUACAGCUGUGAAGAGUGUGGGAAAACAUUCAGGGUAUCAAGUGCUCUCCAAAAUCAUCAACGUAUUCACACUGGAGAAAAACCGUACUGGUGUGAAGAGUGUGGGAAAAUGUUCACUCAAUCAGGUGCUCUCCAAAAACAUCAACGUAUUCACACAGGAGAAAAACCGUACUGGUGUGAAGAGUGUGGGAAAACGUUCACUACAUCAAGUGAUCUCCAAAAACAUCAACGUAUUCAUACUGGAGAAAAACCGUACUGCUGUGAAGAGUGUGGGAAAACGUUCACGACAUCAAGUAAUCUCCAAAAACAUCAACGUAUUCAUACUGGAGAAAAACCGUACUGGUGUGAAGGGUGUGGGAAAACGUUUUCUCAAAGUUCUCACCUUAAGCUCCACGAGCGAAUCCACACCUUAUAGUUUUGAACAACUAUGAGAGCCAAGCUAGCUGUUUCCUCCUGCUGAUGUCCUGAGAGCUGUAUUUUUAUAUUUGAAGAGUCUUUCUGAAUUGAAGUCUCGUUUGAUGUCCCUGGACAAGCCCUGAGGUCCUCUUCAGUUUUUUAAAUGUCCCUAAAAUCCCCCAAAAUAAAAUGGGUGAGGCUUUUAUCCACUACGCUCCCAAACUGUGGAACACCAGGAAAUAUCAGAGAGGCUCAGUGGACAUUUUUAAACGCCUUCUAAAGACCCAUCUCUUUAGAUUAGCUUUUUAUUAGCAACCCCCCACUUUAAAUGGUCUUUUAGUCUUUAUUAUUUACCUACUUUUAUAUUGUUUCAUUUAUGAUAUAGGAAGGGUUUUAUCUUAUAUUAGUUAUUUAACAGUUUCAAUAGUAACAUUAAUUUUUACGUUGGUUUCUUUAUAUUUUGAUCGUUUAACCUUUAUUAGAGUUAUGUCGUUUCUAUUACUAUUCAUUUGUAUUUCUGUUGUACCUAUAUGUUCACUUUAUUUUAUAGGGUUUUAUAUUGUUGCAUCUAUUCACUUGUCUUGUGUCUUAUCUUUCCGAGAGAAAUCAUAAUUUAGUUUUCAUAAUCCUUCUCCUCUGGACGUGAUGUGUGCAGCAUGUGUAGUGUGUUGUCUCUGUGUGAGACCUGUUAGUUUCACUUGUUCAUUGUUAGAUGUGCUUCAGUUUCUUUGUGCAUUGAGUACUUCAGUCACUUUCUUUUAGGAGAAAGUUGUUCUCAGUUCAUCUUAAGUUUGUUUUGUAUAUUUGCUGGUGAGCCUUCUUCGUUUUCAAAAAAAUAAACUAUCUACUAAUUUUGCCAAAUCA